Molecule: messenger RNA, 3166 nt
Organism: Bactrocera latifrons
Lineage: Eukaryota; Metazoa; Arthropoda; Insecta; Diptera; Tephritidae
Exons: 4
Coding region: 1742-3013 (423 amino acids)
Source: RefSeq, a predicted model, not a curated record
GACUCCAUUGAGUCAAGCUUCUUAAGAGGUUUUGAUCUAAAAUAUGAAUAUGAUUGGAUGCGUCAUUCGUCCUAGAAUCCUGUAACAUUUUUCGACCCUAUUCCAAUUCAUACAAUUUCAUAACAUGAAAGAACCGCCACCAAAUUUAAAGGUUGGCCUUUUGUGCCUCAACGAUAGUGGUUCACCUUGCCACACCCACUGCCUCUCAUCUGACAUCAUCACCAAUUCAUCAUUUUCUAGAGGCGAGACUAUUAAACUGUAUAGCAACCAGCCAGUGUAAUACAUCAUAUAAUUUUCCUUGGAUACUGAAAAAUGUGGUGUUGAAUUAACAUCUUCAAGCAGCGCAAUAAUGACAACUAAGCCAACAUUAUUUGUGGCUCUUGGUAAAACAUAUUCGGACUUUGAAUAUAUCCUGGGAGAAUACCGCUGGACCUCGAAAACUAUCAAGCCCUGCCAUAUGUUCCGUUAUAAAUUAUAGAACUCAAAUUAUGCAGCACGCACAGUUUUUGAGUCAAAGAUUUUUAGAGACUCUUCAAAUUUCUACGAAAUAUUGAACAAUCCAUCUACUCUAACCCCUACCACUAACUUAUAGACGAUCAAUUAUCUACAGCUAUGAAGUCAGGAACAUUACGUUUAAGCCACUGAACUUUAGUUUUUGUCUUGUAUGCUGGAGCAAAUCCUUGCUAGUAGAUUCAUAUCCUUCUCUCCAUCUAAGAGAGUAUUGCUUAACUACUUUACCACGCCCUCUAAAACAUCCUCCUUGUACACUUUUACCCCUGUCUUAAUCCCUUCACAGCUAGAUGGGAACCGCGUUGAACCCUGGCUAUAACAUUUGUUGGGCCUUUGGGGUUUUUGUGUCGAUUUCUUGGUUUCGUUUACUAAAGGUUUAUCCAACAGUGGAAAUGUUUUCACCUGUAGGAAAACUGAUUGCAGUCAAAAACGCUCAUUUGUCGGAACAAGCGAUAUCGGGCCAAUAUAGCACUUAGCUUUCAUGCAAACUGAUCAAUCAGAAUCCAAACAGAGAUCUUUCUAUUCUUUGGUCAACAAAUAUUUAAUAUUACCGUUACUUUCUGGGGCAUAAAGUGGAGACGUAAUUCUGAUAAUAUUAUCAAAAACGACUACCUUAUCUCUUUGGGUAAUUAAAAGGCGAAUAAUGUCCGGUCUGUCUAGACCCUUGUCAGUUAAUGUUAGAAAAGAGAAUGAAUUUACUGAACCUAAAGGUCUGAAGCCGUUAGAAUAAGUAUGCCCAUGCGGGGUUCACUCGAAUAGUCGAAGGUGUCAAUAUAACGGCAAAAAUUAAAGCAUUUGUGAUUAUCAAAUAAAUAAACUAAUGCAAAUAGUAAAAAAAGUGUGUUAUAACUUUGGCAAAUAUUGAUAAAUAAAAAAAGGUGCACUAACUGAACCCCCGCAAAGCAAACGAUGGCAAUUAUAGCCAAUCUAUACUCAACUGAAGUGAUCGAGUCGAGCACUCAUUCGCUCAUUAAUUAGCACUCACGCUCAAUCUAUAAGAAAUGAGAAGUAUUUCCUUUAAUGAAAGGGCCCUGUUAUCACUGCCCUUUUACCGCUGAAUUUCGAGUGUGAAUUUGCUCGUCUAUAAAAGCGCAACAUUUCACUAAGCAAAUUUUAAUUUAGUGAAUGCACAGAACAUUGUGGUUUGGGUGAUAUAUUUAGAGUUAAAAGCUGUUACAAAUAAGAAGAAUUACAAAAAGUUUAUUUUCGAUAAACAAAAGAAACUAUAAAAAUGAUUAUCAAAAACCCGAACAAUAUAGUUGUGCCCGAUUAUUUGAACGAGAACUUCUUCGUGGCCGCGCUCGAGGAAGGUUUGCGUGCAAUCCAGGUGACAGUUAGUGAAAUAACUUUCGAAUGGGCCACAGACCCCGGUGAUAAUUACUGCUCACGCAUCUAUCGUGUCGUGGUCGCCUAUGGGCGUCUAGUUGAAGCUGAUGAGCCGCCAGUACAAGAACAACGGUCGUUAAUUGUCAAAUCUAUACCGGUUUCGAAAGACACCCGUUUCCUUGAAGAUAUAGGUGUUUUUCUUAAGGAAAAAAUGACCUAUUUGGAUUUAUUGCCACGGCUGCAAGUACUUGUGCCGUGUCCGAAAUUCGGUGCCACCUGCUAUUAUGCAACCAAAUCACCCAUUAACACCCUUGUUUUUACUGACUUGAAAAAUGAAGGUUUUAGGGUUGCGCCACGACAGGACCAACUCGAUUGGGCACAUUGCGAACUGAUCUUGCAACAAACGGCACGGCUGCAUGCCACUUCAAUGAUUUUAGCCCAGCGUGAUCCCGACACCACCAAGCGCUUAGUUGAUGGUAUGCUGUGCGAGAAAUCUGUAAUGAAGUCUGAUUGUUUUAAACAUGUUUUCGGCAUUAUAUUGAAGCACCUAGCCAACAAUGCAGCCAAGUGGCCCGGUUUUGAAAAGAUCGCACAAAAAUUGCACCAUUUCCAUGAUAAUUUCAAUAUCAUAUGCGCACGCUUAGCAGAUCAUCGUGAAGGCGAUCGUUUCGUUGUGAUGAAUCAUGGUGAUCUCACGGUAUCAAAUAUCAUGUACGCCUAUGAUGAUCCCAAGCAACCCAAGAAACCAACGCGCGCUAUUUUUGUGGAUUUCCAAGUUAGUUUCUGUGGCAGCCCUGGCUGCGAUCUAAACUUCUUUCUCAACACCAGUGUUCAACUGGAUUUGCUGAAGGAACGACGCGAAGAUCUCAUAAAUGUGUAUUAUAGAACAUUCAAGGAGACAUUGGAAUACCUGCAUUACGAAAAUAUACCCACUUUAGAUGAUCUAAAGUACGAAUUGCGUGCUCGUGAAUUGUAUGGUCUUUUCGCUUUGUUCGGUUUUCUGCCCUUAAUUACUAUGCCGAAUGAGCUAUCCGGAGAUAACAGUAUUGAAACUAUGAUAAAUGGGGAGAACGUCCGCCUAAAGUACCAAAAACUAUUUGCACAAGAUAAUGUACAAGCCCUGCUAAAGUAUGGACUCAAGCGCUUAGAGAGUAUGGGUGUGUUGGACGAGUUUUAGUUACCUUUGAUAUUGGGUACAACUACUUUAUGGGUGUUGGGUACAUGUAAAUAUAUAGUAUAUUUAUAUUAAUAUAGGUUAUAUGAAAUUGUAGUGAAAAAAUGUUAUGUUAUGGCUAAAAUAAUACACUUCUCGUGUGCUUAUUUCCUUAAA